AUGGGCCAACAAGCUUCUACAUCACAGCCAGGAACCAAAAUCCAAGUGAUCGGUGCCGGUCUCUCGCGUACGGGGACGGCUUCCUUCAGCAGCGCAUUAAGUAUCCUUUUGGAAGGCCCCGUGUAUCAUGGCGGAACACAGGCCACGAUGGGAUCACCGUCAGAGAUAAGGUCAUGGAUGAAGAUCCUGCGUCACCGGCUAACACGGGAGCCCCGAGACAGGGAGGAAGCCCUCAAGCUGAUCGCGAAGAAUCUGGAUGGAUAUGCUGCCGUCACCGAUGCCCCCCUGCGCGCAGCUGAUCCCAGAGCUCUUGGAGCUUUAUCCCGACGCAAUGGUCAUCUGCACAGUCCGGGACCCGGAAGCCUGGGCAAAGAGUCACAAGCAGCUCCGUAA
Molecule: messenger RNA, 393 nt
Organism: Aspergillus terreus NIH2624
Lineage: Eukaryota; Fungi; Ascomycota; Eurotiomycetes; Eurotiales; Aspergillaceae
Exons: 1
Coding region: 1-393 (130 amino acids)
Source: RefSeq, a predicted model, not a curated record